Marchantia polymorpha subsp. ruderalis is the source of this 306-nucleotide messenger RNA. The record is from the annotation of a GenBank genome assembly. Lineage: Eukaryota; Viridiplantae; Streptophyta; Marchantiopsida; Marchantiales; Marchantiaceae.
AUGAAAUUUCUCGGCUCCGUGUUUAUCACUCGACGGGGUCCUCGCGUUCGAUGGAACGCAUUCGUUGACGGGCCCGAUGUCAAACCUUCAACAGGCAGCGGAAGUGGCGGAGACUUUGAAACGAUCCCGGGUGCGAGUUCGUCAACUCAUGGAUUGCUUGAAAAAUCGGAAUUGUGGACAUCGAGCGUUGGCAUGGAUCGGACGCUUCGCUCGCAUGGCGAUUUCACCCGCCCGGUCGCACGGUCACUCUUCUACCUGAAAUCCUCGAAUUCCUCGUCGCCACUCCGGGAAUCGAGGCUCCAGUGA